CGCUGCGCGCGCUCUGUUCUUUGCGGACCCAAUCAUGGCGGCUACGGCCACGAUGGCUACCUCGGGCUCGGCACGGAAGCGGCUGCUCAAAGAGGAGGACAUGACUAAAGUGGAAUUCGAGACCAGCGAGGAGGUGGACGUGACCCCCACGUUCGACACCAUGGGCCUGCGGGAGGACCUGCUGCGCGGCAUCUACGCCUACGGUUUUGAAAAACCCUCAGCAAUCCAACAGCGAGCAAUCAAACAGAUAAUUAAAGGGAGAGACGUCAUUGCACAGUCUCAGUCUGGCACAGGCAAAACAGCCACUUUCAGCAUUUCAGUCCUCCAGUGCUUGGAUAUCCAGGUUCGUGAAACCCAAGCUUUGAUCUUGGCUCCCACGAGAGAGUUGGCUGUACAGAUCCAAAAGGGCCUGCUUGCUCUUGGUGACUACAUGAACGUCCAGUGCCAUGCCUGCAUCGGGGGUACCAAUGUGGGUGAGGACAUCAGGAAACUGGAUUAUGGACAGCAUGUUGUCGCAGGCACACCAGGGCGUGUCUUUGAUAUGAUUCGUCGGAGAAGUUUAAGGACACGAGCUAUCAAGAUGUUAGUUUUGGAUGAGGCUGAUGAAAUGUUGAAUAAAGGUUUCAAAGAGCAGAUUUACGAUGUGUACAGGUACCUGCCUCCAGCCACACAGGUGGUCCUCAUCAGUGCCACGCUGCCCCACGAGAUUCUGGAGAUGACCAACAAGUUCAUGACAGACCCCAUCCGCAUCCUGGUGAAGCGUGAUGAAUUGACCCUGGAAGGCAUCAAACAGUUUUUUGUGGCAGUGGAAAGAGAAGAGUGGAAGUUUGACACCCUGUGUGACCUCUACGACACACUGACCAUCACUCAGGCCGUCAUCUUCUGCAACACUAAAAGGAAGGUUGACUGGCUGACGGAGAAGAUGAGGGAGGCCAAUUUCACUGUGUCCUCCAUGCACGGAGACAUGCCCCAGAAGGAGCGCGAGUCCAUCAUGAAGGAGUUCCGCUCGGGUGCCAGCCGAGUGCUCAUUUCGACCGACGUCUGGGCCCGGGGCUUGGACGUCCCUCAGGUGUCGCUCAUCAUUAACUAUGACCUGCCCAAUAACAGAGAAUUGUACAUUCACAGAAUUGGGAGGUCGGGCCGGUAUGGCCGCAAGGGCGUGGCCAUCAACUUUGUGAAGAAUGACGACAUCCGCAUCCUGAGGGACAUCGAGCAGUACUACUCCACCCAGAUCGACGAGAUGCCCAUGAAUGUUGCUGAUCUGAUCUGAGGAAGCGGCCGAGGGGCUGAAGCUGCUCCCCAGUUCCUGUCUCCGGUUGGGGCAGCUGCCACGGGUUGGUGUGAACUCUCCCGUCCCCACCCUACCCCCAGAGUGCCCCCCCCCGGGUUCUCUUGUCUUUUCUUAUCCACGUGUAAAUAAUGCAUUACUCUUAAGUCUUUUUCAGUAAACAUUUAAAACUUUUGCCACAAA
Messenger RNA from Nycticebus coucang (slow loris), 1471 nucleotides. RefSeq names its product eukaryotic translation initiation factor 4A3 (gene EIF4A3). The record is from RefSeq and is a predicted model, not a curated record. Gene Ontology annotation, molecular function: mRNA binding; ATP binding; RNA helicase activity. The coding region runs from base 35 to 1270 and encodes 411 amino acids. The transcript has 12 exons. Lineage: Eukaryota; Metazoa; Chordata; Mammalia; Primates; Lorisidae. Gene Ontology annotation, cellular component: catalytic step 2 spliceosome; nucleolus.